Heteronotia binoei (common prickly gecko) is the source of this 1687-nucleotide messenger RNA. It is a transcript of the gene RNF138, whose product is annotated as ring finger protein 138. The transcript is spliced from 8 exons. The record is from RefSeq and is a predicted model, not a curated record. Bases 58 to 912 code for a protein of 284 amino acids. NCBI's taxonomy places the organism in Eukaryota, Metazoa, Chordata, Lepidosauria, Squamata, Gekkonidae.
GGCAACCUGCUACCGCCUGCUGGAGGGAGGCCGCCGUGGCGGCGGCCCGAGAGCUGCAUGGGGGAUACUGGGGGCUUGCCCAGCCCCACAAGGGAGAGCUCUGAAGAUCUUGGCCCACUGGCCGGCGAACCUCCCUUUCUUUCAACAGAAAGACUGUCAUUUGCUGCCAUGAAUGAGGAACCUGCCACAAUUUGUUUCAACGAAGAUGAUUAUUACUGCCCUGUCUGCCAAGAUGUGUUCAAAACACCAGUGAGAAUUUCGAUUUGUCAGCAUGUGUUUUGCAGGAAAUGUUUCUUAAUGGCUAUGAAAGAAGGUGGAACACACUGCCCAUUAUGCCGAGGAAUUGUGACCAGAAAAGAAAAAGCACGUCCCAGCAGAGCCUUAGAUAUUGAAAACAACAUGAAGAAAUUGGUGGGGAGCUGUAGAUGCUGUGACAAACAGAUUAGAUUCUCUCGUAUGAGACAGCAUUAUAAAUCGUGUAAGAAGUAUCAAGAUGAAUAUGGUGUUCCUUCUUCAAUUCCAAACUUAGAGAUAUCACAAGAUUCAACAGGAAACAGUUUUAGAAGUGAGUCUUCUAUUUCGGAAAUUGGAGAAAAUUCCAAUCUACAAGUUCCUGAAGAAGAUAGAAGUGGACAGUCCACAUUCAAAUGUCCUUUGUGUCAAGAAAGCAAUUUAACAAGACAGUGCUUAUUGGAUCACUGCAACAGCAGCCAUCUUUAUCAAAUAGAUGCAGUAAUCUGUCCUAUUUGUGUUUCUCUUCCAUGGGGAGAUCCUACUCAGGUCACAAGAGAUUUUGUUAGUCACUUAAAUCAAAGACAUCAAGUUGACUAUGGGGAUUUUACAAAUCUUCAGCUGGAUGAGGAAACUCUGUUCCAAAAUACCAUUGAAGAAUCUUGUCAAGUGAACCUUUGAAGUUCUAAGUUGCUCACAUCACUGCUGUCUACUGAGGGAGGCUGCUUCACUGAUCUCAGUUUGAAUAAAAGGGAACGCUGUAUCUCAUUGGACAGUGGCCAUUAUUUUCUUGUAACUUAAAUUAUUUGAAAGUACUUUGUAUUUAAAAAGCACACGAGGGCAUUGUAAUGUUAUAUUUCAGUAUGGAAUAUUUUCCCCUUUACAUAAUGGUAGAAAUAGUGCAAAUAUUUUGGGGAAGCCUUUGAUAAUCAACUUGUUUAGAGGAGUUUUCUUUCUUUUUUAAAGCUUUGAUGUAGUACACGCUAGGAAAUAUUUUUGGUUACAUUAGAAUGAGAGCUGAAACUGGUAUUAAAAUGCAGAAAAUGUGGGAAAGUGUCUGCUUUGUACAGUCUUUGUACAAUUGCAUUGGGCAGGAAUGGGGGGGAAGUAAUUGUAUUUUCUGGAAUAUAAUUGCUUUUACUCUACAGCAUUAUUUAAUUCCUGUGUUGUACAUAUUAAUGCUCUUGGUUAAGAAAAAUGUAUUCUGAUUAUAGAAGACCAGAUAGGCUUUGUAAUAAAUAGAAAUCUAAGCUGUAAUGUAAGCUGGAACUGAAGAAAUAUCACUUGUUUUAGAGACAAAAUCAUUCUGAUGUCAUUACUAUAGUUACAAUAUGUCAUUGAACAUUGUUGCUUAAAUACAUUUUAGAUUUUAAGGUUGGUUUGGAUUGAUAAGUAUGUAACAAAAGUAUUACGAGCACCAUAAAAAUAUAAAUAAAUAAAUAAAAUAUUUAAGGUG